AUGGCGGACCAGUUCAAACCCCGGACGAUGAAACGCAAGAAUGUCAAAGGUCUUGCGCUCAAUGCAGCCCCGAAACCCGCCGCGAACGCCUCUGACGGGGAUGCCCAGGUUCCUGGAGCGAUUGGAAAUAGCGAAAGCAACCGCACAGAUACUCUAGAAAUCGGACUGGAGUUCCGACUAGAUCUCCGCAGCGAGGACCUGGUGACUUUGAAAGAGCUGGGCGCUGGAAAUGGAGGCACGGUCUCAAAAGUGAUGCAUGCAUCGACCAAGGUUGUGAUGGCUCGAAAGAUUAUCCGAGUUGAGGCCAAAGAAAAUGUGCGGAAGCAGAUUCUACGAGAACUCCGAGUCGGACAUGACUGCAACUGCCCCAAUAUUGUGACCUUUUAUGGCGCGUUCCAGAACGAGGCAAGAGAUAUUGUCCUGUGCAUGGAAUACAUGGAUUGCGGGUCCCUCGAUCGUGUGUCAAAAGACUUUGGUCCCGUUCGAGUAGAUGUGCUGGGUAAGAUCACUGAGUCUGUGCUGGCUGGUCUUGUCUACCUGUACGAGGUGCACCGCAUCAUGCACCGAGACAUCAAACCAUCCAACGUCCUGGUCAACUCCCGCGGAAACAUUAAGCUUUGUGACUUUGGUGUCGCCACCGAGACAGUUAAUUCGAUUGCCGAUACUUUCGUCGGAACGUCAACGUACAUGGCUCCGGAACGAAUUCAGGGAGGCGCUUACACCGUUCGGUCCGAUGUGUGGAGUGUGGGUCUGACGGUCAUGGAGUUGGCUGUAGGAAAGUUCCCAUUCGAUCACUCCGACCCGGCCGCAGGAAAUCGCGCCAGUACAGGGCCGAUGGGUAUUCUCGACCUGCUUCAGCAGAUUGUUCAUGAAUCCGCUCCCAAAUUGCCCAAGAGUGAUGCCUUCCCACCCAUUCUGCACGACUUUGUCGGGAAGUGUUUGAUGAAGAAAUCCGAGGAACGGCCAACUCCCCGAGAGCUCUACGACAAGGACGCUUUCUUACAAGCGGCUAAGCGCACACCUGUUGAUCUGCAAGAGUGGGCUAUCAGCAUGAUGGAAAGACACAAUCGUAAAUCGUAUCUGGCACCACCAGCGCCCAAGUCACUCAAAGAGGGCACUCCAUCCACAACAAGCACCCCACCUGCUGCAGUGCCGGCACCUACGUCUGCUCUGCCAACUCCCCCCAAGCCCGCCCCCAUAAGCAAAUCAGCUCGUCCACCUCAACCUCAACAGUCUCCCUACCACCAGACACCCACGUCGGGUGACAUCCCCCUCAACAUCGCCAGUGAUGCAUCUGCCAAUCGUUAUUAUGGUGGCAGCCAGCAGAACAACCAUUAUUCUUCUUCGCGCUCUACGCGUUCUCCACCGCCCCCAUCUCUGGAACACCUGUCCCUGGAAACCAGAAUGGACGACGAUCGCUCCAGCCGGCGCCCGACCCGUCAUAUCGGCGACCCGGUGUCUGCUGUUGAUGCCCCUUCUCGGCCCUUCAUGAGCCCACGCUCUAUGAGCACAAACAACAAUAAGCCCCAAGCCAGCCUGAUACCCGGGACAUUGCCAUUGCGUCCUGCUCCCCCAACCGGGCCCCCUCCACCUGCCCCCGCAUCUAGUGGGAACUGGCGUGGUUAUUCCGGUCAUAUUCCGGGAGCCAAUGCUUGA
Penicillium longicatenatum is the source of this 1656-nucleotide messenger RNA. It is a transcript of the gene ste7, whose product is annotated as MAP kinase kinase Ste7. The coding region runs from base 1 to 1656 and encodes 551 amino acids. The record is from RefSeq and is a predicted model, not a curated record. Lineage: Eukaryota; Fungi; Ascomycota; Eurotiomycetes; Eurotiales; Aspergillaceae. Gene Ontology annotation, biological process: protein phosphorylation. The transcript is spliced from 4 exons. Gene Ontology annotation, molecular function: ATP binding; protein kinase activity.